Ceratosolen solmsi marchali is the source of this 878-nucleotide messenger RNA. RefSeq lists its product as uncharacterized. NCBI's taxonomy places the organism in Eukaryota, Metazoa, Arthropoda, Insecta, Hymenoptera, Agaonidae. The record is from RefSeq and is a predicted model, not a curated record. Bases 78 to 824 code for a protein of 248 amino acids. The transcript is spliced from 5 exons.
UAUUAAACGUAAAUAAAUGAUCUAGGAGUUUAAGAUAAAUAAUCGAAUGAUAAAGAGUGUUUGAAAAUCUUGGAGUAAUGAGUCUAGAUAGUAUGAGAGUUGGAGGAGGACGUUGUUCUCCCUUUCUCACUGGAGUUUAUGUUAUGGCCUUGAUAAUGUUGGCUUAUCAUUAUUGGAGUUUAUUUUCGUAUAACUCUGAACUUCUCAGACAAGUAGAUGAAUUAAAUGAACAAAUAAAGAUAAGUGUGGAGGAGAGAGAUCAGUGUGUAACUCAACGUGGAAAUUUCGAAGAACAAGUUAAAGGCUGUCAGGAUGAUGUAAGAACAGCUCGUGUACAAUUAUUACAAGUUGAUGAAAAUAUAUCUUCCUGUACAAAAGAAUUAAAAUAUUAUAAACAAGUAGAUGCUACUAAAACAGCUACUAUAGAAUCAUUAAAAAUGGAUAGAAAAGCUAUAUCGGACCAAUUAGAAAGUAAGCAAGAAGCAAACAAAAUACUUGAAGAAAAAUUAAAUAAGACAAAAGAUGAAUUACAAAAGAUAAAACUUUCAAUAAGUGAUCAGAAACUACAGGGACCAGUAUCUGUUUUUCAAAUUAUUGAAAAACCACAGCCAAUUAAUAAGACAAACGUAAAUUCAGUACUGAAUGCCCAAGUAAAUGCUCCGGUAAAUGUAAUAAAUGUUCAAGGACAAAAUAUUCCAGAAAAAGAUAAUAGCAAUAUAAGAGAUGACAAUGCAGCAGAAGUUAACGAUGGAAAUAAUGCUUUAGAAUCAGAUUUGAAUUUUAAUUUCAUAUCUGAUGGGAAAUUCCAUGAAACCAAAAAAUAAUAAAUUAUUGUAGCAUAAUUACAAAAGAUAAUUUUUCAAUAUUUAAGUUACAAA